This is a messenger RNA of Cucumis melo (muskmelon), 985 nucleotides long. RefSeq names its product photosynthetic NDH subunit of lumenal location 2, chloroplastic. The record is from RefSeq and is a predicted model, not a curated record. Gene Ontology annotation, cellular component: photosystem II; extrinsic component of membrane; photosystem II oxygen evolving complex. The transcript is spliced from 2 exons. Gene Ontology annotation, biological process: photosynthetic electron transport chain; photosynthesis. Lineage: Eukaryota; Viridiplantae; Streptophyta; Magnoliopsida; Cucurbitales; Cucurbitaceae. The coding region runs from base 338 to 898 and encodes 186 amino acids. Gene Ontology annotation, molecular function: calcium ion binding.
AUAACUUAUAUGCUCUUAAUCAAUGAAUUACUAGACAAAAAGUCCUUACUACAUUUAAAAUAUUAUACUUCUAAUCGGUUUCCUCAUAAAAUUUUAACUUGGGUAUGGGAGUUCUUUCAUCUUUACAUGCAAUUAGUACACUUUAUAAUCAAAUUAAUAUGAUUUACACAUAAUUUAAAGAAAUAUUAGUGUGACAAAGUGAUAAAAUGUAAGGUUGUGAAUGAAUAUAAUGAAAUGGAUAAGAAGGUAAAGGGUAAGGCCAGAAAGUGUGUGUGUGUGUGUAUGUUCUCCCAAAUGGCGAAAUGAAUGGUAAGAAGCCAAAAGUACAUCCAAAGCCAUGCCUACCCUUCUUGCCAACGCCAACAGUACUCUCUUCUCCUCACCCAUUUCCACUCCCCACAAAUCCCUCCACCGCCGCCACUUCCCCAUCAUCACCGCCUCCCUUCCCAUCCACCGUCGCCAUAUCGCCACAACCCUUGCAGUGGUGAUUGGGUUGCAAGCUGCAACACCCCUCGCGCUAGCCCAAAGUUGGGGUACACACUCGUUCAUUAAGGAGCGAUACUUCGAGCCCGGUUUGUCGGCCGAUGAGGCAGUGGCGAGGAUAAAACAGACGGCGGAAGGACUUCAUAGCAUCCGUGAGAUGCUUGAGACCACGUCAUGGAGGUAUGUCAUCUUCUACAUUCGUUUGAAGUCGGCCUACCUCUCCCAAGACUUGAAAACUGCCAUGACUACUUUGCCACAAGCUCGCCAAAACGAUUUCGUUAAAACCGCUAACGAGUUGGUCGAUAACAUGGCUGAGUUGGAUUAUUACGUUCGCACACCCAAGGUGUAUGAGUCAUAUUUGUACUACGAAAAGACAUUGAAAUCCAUUGAUGAUCUGGUGGCUUUACUUGCUUAGAGAUGUAAAUAAAAUAAUUAAUAUCAAAUGUUCUUCAUCCCACAAAAUUGAAUGCAUCAAAUUUGUAGAUUUGUGUUAUUGAUUUAA